AUGUCUCAGCCCAAUGCAGUUAUGCAGCGCAUGGCAACUCGACCUAAGAAUGCAACUCAACAUCCUGGAUGUAUCUUGAUUGAAAGUCAGGGAAAGAGACAUACCGCUGCUCAGAAGGCUGCUGAUGACCAGCAUGAAAAGGAGGCAAAGGAGGCAAGUAAUAAAGCUGUGCAGGAAAGUUAUCAGUGUAUUGCAACUAUGCAAGCACAGAUGCAGGCUGAUCAAGAUAAUGCCCAUGUUGACACACCUAAGCCUAAGCAUCCUCGUGCAUGCCCAGUGGGGAAGGCUGCAAAAACCUCGAAGACCCCCGACUCAACUAUGGAUGACUUGGAGGAGGAGCCAGUAGCAGCAAAAUCCCAGAGAAAAAAGGCCACCAAACCGCUGGUGAGAGAUGUGAUUGAAGUGUUAAACGCUGGCGUCAUUAUUGAGUCAUUUGACAGAUCAACAAAGGCACGUGAUGCAAACGUUCAGAAGCUUCAAUUGGAUAUUCCCAAAAAAAUUUCAUAUUCUGGACGUAUCCCGGGGUGGGUAUCGACUGUUCCUGCAAACACCUCAAAGCCAUCCUCCAUGUCCAAGGUUGCUACUACACACCCACGCAGUACUACUACUUUCUCUAAGCUCACAAGAGGGAGCACUAUCAGCAGCAAUGUUCCACCCCCCACACCCAUCAGUAUUCCCAAUGCUGGGUCUACUUUCUCGAACCUGUAUGCAUCUAACAUUGAUGAGGAUGAGGAGCUGUUCAAUAAACCUCUUUCUGGUUUCACAGGCAAAAAGGCUUUAACUUUCCAACCAAAACUGCAGAUCGCGUCCAAAGCUCUUGACAAUGUUUUCCCUCAUGGUGCAACCUCAGAACCUGAUCCAAUUGAGGAUGCCAAGCACGCAGAAGUCCCCAGUGAUAUCUGCGACCAAAUUAUCUUCAUGAAUUCGGGUAUUGGCGACAUCACCCCUCCACAGCUUGCCUUCCUGGGGGACUAUAAGUCUGAUUCCGAUGCCAGUCAUGAGCUACAGGCCGCGGAUUAUGACUCCGACCUUGUACCUCCACCCCUCGCCCAAAAACCCACAUCUCGCUCCGUCUUCCCAGUGGAUUAUGAGUUGCUGGCUGCAAGCCAGAAGUGGAAACAGCCACCUCUUCUGAGUGAUGACGACUUAUUGUCGCUGUCAUCUGAUGAUGAAAUCAUGGAGGUCACUAAUGACUGUAUGAUCACAAUUAAGGCUGAACCUGCUUCUGAACCAGUGUCCAUGCACCGGUUGACAUCUAUGACCAACAUUGCUACCACUCUCAAAGCCCCUCCAGUGAAACGGCUGAAAUCCAAAUCGUCCACUACCACUAUAACUGGUUCCCAUCGUGCUAUCGCCACUCCCUCCAAGGCAAUUGCAUGUUCUGCAUUCAGGAAGAAGCAUCUUCCAAAGGGUUGUCAGAUGGCAAACAAGUGGGCAAUGGAGCUCAUUCCUACUGCCAUUCGCUGUGUUGGCGAUUUAUAUGAAGUAUGGACUCUAUCAGAUGACAUUCUCUGUCCUAUCUUGCAGUCAGCCUGGGACGCAGUCUACAAAGACAAGAUUCCACACACAGUUACAGCAAACGGGCCUGCCAUUGCCCUUCGGUUGUCGGAGUGGCACAAUAGCAUUAGCAAUGUGGCUCUCAUUGUACUUGCAAACUUCAUGAUCUCACAGGAGGACCUUGACACUGAUCAGGACCGUCAAGAUUUUGCAUUAGGCUUGCUCGAAAAUCUCUGCUUUUUGUUCGGGGACAUCUUAGAGGAUGGAGAGACAUCCAGACCAUUCCAGUCUGACCUCCUUGUGCAGGUCCUCGUGCAGCACAAGUGCGCCAUGUCUGGUGCUGUCAACAUGCCAGGAAUAAACAACACAUUGCUGGGACACUCGAAGGGCACUCUCACUCUCAUUACAGCAGCGGCAUGUAUUUUUUCCCUCCUCAUACAGCUGACACCCUGUAUGCUUCUGAGCGACAUCGACACCGUUGGCAAUGGCCAAAACAACAAGACCCCGCUGCACAUUAAUCUGUCGAUGGGUAAAGAGAGUAGUGUUCCAUUGGCAUUUUCAGAUAUCAAUUGGGGCGUGCAGACCAGGGCUUACAUCAUGUCUAUCAGCCGCUUGCCAGACUCGGUUGUUUACCACAACGCAGAGCUCACACACAACCUUGCCAUGAAGAGGCGUGGCACAUGGAUGGAGGUGGAUGACCAAACUGAGGAUGAGCGAGCCCUCAUUCUCUAA
Molecule: messenger RNA, 2229 nt
Organism: Suillus fuscotomentosus
Lineage: Eukaryota; Fungi; Basidiomycota; Agaricomycetes; Boletales; Suillaceae
Exons: 7
Coding region: 1-2229 (742 amino acids)
Source: RefSeq, a predicted model, not a curated record